AUGGACGUCCCAGCCCUGAUCGCUUCGCCCGUGGGCACCGUGAGCACCGUGAGCAGAGCUGCUCCAGUUGCCCCUGUGCCCGCAAGGUCCGCAGGGCUUGCAGCUCGACCAAGUUCUCAGCGUGGUGAGCGGUCGACUUUGACAGCCCAUCUGGGCUUGGCUGUGGCCGCAGCAUGCUCCUGGUCGGUGCACAAGCGAGGCAGAGCCGCGGUGAAAGGUCCUAAGCGUGUGCAGAUGAGGUACACAUCGAUGUGCAAAGACUCCGACCCCGAGGACUCCAUGCGGCGACGCUUCGAGGCCGUGGUGGCCGAGGCCCAGGAGAAGAUCUGCAAGGCCAUCGAGGACUGUGAUGGUGGUGCAAAGUUUUGCCGAGAGCCAUACACACGAGAGUCCGGAGGAGGUGGCGUUGCUCGGGUGUUGACCGAUGGAAAUGUCUUCGAGAAGGCUGGUGUGAAUCUUAGUGUGGUCUAUGGGCAGAUGCCUCAAGAAGCCUUGCAGGCAGCCACUGAGAGAGGUGCAGAUCGAGCUGGGGGCAAAUUGGAACCAGGUCAAAAGGUCCCAUUCUUUGCUUGUGGCCUUUCCUCAGUGAUGCAUCCCAAGAACCCCUUUUGCCCCACCAUGCACUUCAACUACCGUUACUUUGAGACUGAGACCGGAGCUUGGUGGUUUGGAGGUGGCACUGAUAUCACUCCUUCGUAUCUUGAUCUCGAUGACAUGAAGCAUUUUCAUGGCACCUACAAGGACGUCUGCGACAAGUACAACCCCGAAUGGUAUCCCAAGUUCAAGAGCUGGGCUGAUGACUACUUCUUGAUCAAGCACCGCGGUGAGACACGAGGCUUGGGAGGCAUCUUUUUUGAUGAUCUCAACACUGAGGAUCCCGAGACACAUUUGAAGUUUGCCGAAGAAGCUUUGGACGCAGUUCCAAAAGCAUAUGUGCCCAUCCUCGAAAAGAAUCGAGACAAAGAGUUCACAGAAGAACAGAAGCAGUGGCAACUUCUUCGACGUGGCCGAUAUGUGGAGUUCAACCUUGUCUAUGACCGAGGUACCGUUUUCGGCUUGAAGAUGUUGGGCAGCGGCGUGGGCCGAAUCGAAAGCAUUUUGAUGUCCCUUCCUGAGAAUGCCAGUUGGCUUUAUGCCCAUGAGCCAAAGGAGGGCUCCCCAGAAGCAGAGAUCAUGGAAGCUUUCAAGCAGCCCAAGCAGUGGGUUUGAGCUGGCCGCCACUGGCUGCCGCUGGGCCAAAGGCGCCUCCGAAAGAAGCCGUGUGACACAGCGAAUGGUUGAGCUCGACUCAGAUCGACGGCGUUUAGCAGCGUUUUUGAACUCCAACCGGAGGGUGAUGCUGAACGCUUCUCCACCGCACCUAUGUUUGCACGGGGGGUAGACUGUCGUUGUAAGCACUGAAUGUUUAGCAUAACUUCAGCUUUGCAGCUGGAUUUAAGUUGCCUUCUCCAUUGAACAAAAAUUCG
Cladocopium goreaui is the source of this 1466-nucleotide messenger RNA. The record is from the annotation of a GenBank genome assembly. Lineage: Eukaryota; Dinophyceae; Suessiales; Symbiodiniaceae.